AUGUCAAGUAGCGAUUCUUCCGAGAUAUCAAGAAGCGUAGAACCAAAGUCUGUUGAAGAAGAUGAUGGUGGUGAUCAUGGAGAGCAGCGGCGUGAUGGAGAAGAUGGCCAAGGGGCUGCCAGAAGUAUGAGCAGGUCAUCAUAUUCAUCUCUCGCAAGAACUAUAACUGAAGACAUUCAAAAUGAAUUGAGAACAGUCCCGUCUGUUCAGGAAGAGGAGGUUGAGAAUGAGGUUGGCCCAUUUGAUCCAGAGUUUUGGAAGCCAACGAACAUCAUGUCCGUUGAGGAUACACCAUUUUCUCGGAGGUAUCUUGUGACUCUGGAUGUUUUGUUUGGUGCAGUUUUGGGUAACAUGGCACGUUUUGGAAUGACGGAACUCACCUCUUACAAAAACGAGUAUACGCAUUUCUAUCCUGGUACCUGCCUAUGGUCGAAUUUUACUGCAUGCUUUGUUAUGGCCUGGUGCAAUCACGCCGCUGUUUUCUGGAGAACUGUUCUUACCGGAUCUGGAAAGACUAAUAUGAAGCAAAUGGCACUUCAUUCGGCUGUAACUGCUGGCUUUUGUGGUGCAUAUUCGACCUGGUCGAGCUUUAUGGUUGAAUUGAUUUUUAAAACCAUCGAUUAUCUUAACGGAGGCCACAAACUUCCAAAUCAUGGCUACGGGGUGAUGGAAUUCUUCUCUGUGCUAUUUGUCCAGAUGGGCGUCAGCUUUUUGGGCUAUUUCUUGGGUAGGGACUUUGCCUAUCUUAUCGAUCUGUGCUUCAAAGAAGGUUCAAGGUCGAGAAUCUUUAAUUAUCGGGUGUGUCGUAUCCUGGAGCUCUUGUUUGCAGUGUUGGGCAUUGCCGCUAUUAUUGCAAACAUUGUUCUUGCAUGCACACUAUCAAUAGAUAGCAGUUGGAAAACAUCUUAUGCACUGUCGAUCGUAAUUGGUGUUGUUGGAUCCUGGGUUCGGUUUAGACUUUCAGCAUAUAAUGGAAGCUUUGGAAUUAGUUGGUUUCCAUCGGGUACGCUUAUGGCAAAUAUCUUUGCCUGUCUUUUGCUUCCAGUUCUAUACAUUCUUCUAUAUGGAUACAAGGAUGCUGCUACAGGAACGAUGAUUGUCACAAGCAAGGUUCACAGAAUGGCUAUUACUGCAUUUUCCAGCGGAUUUUGCGGCUCCCUUAGUACGAUGUCGUCAUUUGUGAACGAAUUAUAUAAUUUAGAAUAUCCACUUCAACGGUACACAUACUUUGGCGUUACUUUUCUUUCAUGCUUUAUCAUUAUGUUUGUUAUCAUCUGUCCGUACGCAUGGACAAGGGGAUUCAUCGAAUCGUGA
Molecule: messenger RNA, 1314 nt
Organism: Brettanomyces bruxellensis
Lineage: Eukaryota; Fungi; Ascomycota; Pichiomycetes; Pichiales; Pichiaceae
Exons: 1
Coding region: 1-1314 (437 amino acids)
Biological process (GO): fluoride transmembrane transport
Cellular component (GO): membrane
Molecular function (GO): fluoride transmembrane transporter activity
Source: RefSeq, a predicted model, not a curated record